Messenger RNA from Nasonia vitripennis (jewel wasp), 3470 nucleotides. It is a transcript of the gene Ccz1, whose product is annotated as vacuolar fusion protein CCZ1 homolog. The coding region runs from base 1397 to 2767 and encodes 456 amino acids. NCBI's taxonomy places the organism in Eukaryota, Metazoa, Arthropoda, Insecta, Hymenoptera, Pteromalidae. The transcript has 12 exons. The record is from RefSeq and is a predicted model, not a curated record. Gene Ontology annotation, biological process: vesicle-mediated transport. Gene Ontology annotation, cellular component: Mon1-Ccz1 complex; intracellular membrane-bounded organelle.
UCUUUAUCUAGUUUUGCAACAACAUCGAUAUCAGUAUGUACUGUUAACUUUGGGAUAUAACUCACAAAAUUUUGUCAUAAAUCAGACGUUGCACACUGCGUAAACCAUCAAGUUAUACAAAAUUUAAACAUUACUAUAAAUAAUAAUAAUGACGCGUAAAACAUUCUUAUUAUUUAUAACCGUAACAUUUGCGUAUUGCCAAACGACUCACGUCCACGCAUCGGAAAAUUCCACAUCAGUCAACGUACAAGACGUUAUAUCGGAUCUCCAAAGAUCCAUCGCGUCGCUGAAGCGAUUGGAGGAAAGCAGUUUCAACGAGUCUGCAGCUGAAUCGAGCCAAAAAUUUCACACUAAAAAACGCGAAGAAUUGACGAGAUUGGGAUACAUUUGUAGCGAAGACGUCGGUUGGCACAAGCUUCACACGACCCGCAAGACUUGGAAUCGAGGAAGGAGAUCCUGUGAGGAUGAAGAUGCUCAUCUGGCGAUUGUAAAUUCUAUUGCCGAAGCGCAGGUGCUCAGCGAACGGAUAAAAAAAGCAGGCUUUUACAGUGUCUUCAUCGGUAUUCACGAUCAGUUCGAAGAGGGUGACUGGGUAACAGUCGUGGGUGGAUCCAUCAACAAAACCGGCUAUGUGCGAUGGUCCGAAGGGUUACCGAACAAUUAUCAAACGUACAAUUUAACGCAAGUCGCUGCUAACUGUGGUACUAUGAAUUAUGAAGGAGCUUUUAUGGAUGUCUAUUGUUAUAAGAAGUAUGCGUACAUUUGCGAGUAUCCACUGGUUUCGAUAAAUUGCUAGUUAUCGUUUACUUGAUUAUUUCACAGAAUGUGUGCAUAUUUUACUUAUACUUAAUAUUAUAAAUACCUUUUUCCCGUUUAGAACUGUCUGUUACUACUGAAUUACGGAUUUAAGUAGUUAAAAUCUGGUCUCACCGCCACGUUCUGUUACUACUGUAAUCUAGCUCUAUAUAUAUAUAUAUAUAUAUAUAUUGUACGAUCCCGAAAUAGGUAUAGUAUCGUAUCUAAUAAUGCAGUAUAUACUGUAUAUAUAGAGUUGACAGAGCAAAAUGACCCUUCGAAAAAGUUCGUUUUUUGAAUUAACAAAAUAAUAUAAUUGUAUGUUUAAAUACACAUUUAAAUAAAACGCGCCAUUCCUCAGGUAUGUAAGGUUAGAUCGUCGUAAUUCUCCAAAUCAGGUUAAAUAUCGACUACUAGACUAGUAAGUUACAAAGAGCUUAUCAAAUAAAAUUGGUUAGCUGUCAACAAUUUUUCUAUAGUUUAUGAGAAAUUUCGAACGCAUUUAUUUGCAAAUCGAUAACGAUAGGAAUUUCCCAGUUUCACGUAAAAGAGCUGUGAAGCGUAGUUAUUCACAGUCUUUCUGUAAUAACGUUUCAUAAACAUGACAUCCAAAACUGAUGUUACGCUGGAGCAUUUUUACAUCUUCAAUAGCACAUACGCCCUAAAAGAGGGAGAGGAAAAAAAUAAGAUACUGUACUACUAUCCAGCGAAAACGGACAUCGACAGUCAAAUAAAGAAUAUUGGGCUGAGCGAAGCAAUUAUUAAAUUUACAGAGUCGUUCAAUCCAGGGCAAACAUGUGACUACUGCCAUACACAUAAGACAACGCAAAUUUAUUAUCAACCUGAAACUAACUUCUGGAUGGUUAUGAUUGUUGGCGUGCCAUACGUAACAAAAGAAAAAGAUGGCAAUGAGUAUACCGAAUACCAAAAUGAUGAAGUAUCCAGUGCUGUUUGCCAAGCUAUUCUAAAACAGACGUAUACUAUUUUUCGUCUCUUUAUGGGUUCUUUCAACACUAUUUUGAAUGAACCUGAUUGUGGUUCAGUAACUUUGUUAAAACAUAAAUUAGACCAUUUUUAUUCCCGGUACUUGCUAUCACUAAAACUAAACAACGGUGACAUUUUGGACAUUUUCCAAGGUUUGCAGUUUUUACCAUUGUGUAAAGUUACUUUUCUACGUGUGCAAUGCUUUAUGAAUUUAGUAGAAUCAACUUUUCCACAAGUAAAAUAUACUGCAUUUUUGUACAACGAUCAACUUGUUUGGAGCGGAUUAGAACCAGAAGACAUGCAAGUAGUAUACAAUUAUUUAGUCAGUACUCUUCUACCAGCCCACUUGGAAAAAGAACUUGAUGGUGGUUCUAUACCACGUAAUUCGCCAUCUCCUUUCACAACAUCUCAUUAUGGAAAAUUCGUUACUGGCCCUUCGAGUGCUAAUGAUGUCAAAAAGUUGCCAAAAGUAUUUAUAAACUAUUCAACUAAACCCACAGCUCUUUAUUUGAUUGUUUAUCGUGCGUUAAGUGCAACUGUAUGCUUAUUUGUUGAUAAUACAAAUAGUCCUAUGUUUUAUACAAGCCUGGAUUCAUUUCUCGGUGUUCAGUUAACAUCAUUAGUCAGCUCGGUAGCAGAAUGUUCCAAGCAUGCAGCUACUUCAUCAGAAUCAAGUCCAAAAUACUUGUACUUCAAUAAACUUAAUUUAGCUUAUAAAAGUACAAUCCAUUGUGAUAAUAGACGUUUUUCAAAUGCAUUAACAACUCCAGAAGUUUUAAGGAUUAUAACUGACAUAAAUAGUGACACAAGCAGAUUAAAGGAAGCUGGUGAAAUAGUUAUAAAAACUAUGAGCGAUUAUUGGAUCGUAGGGAAGUUAUCUAAUUUACGAGAGUUUUUUGUAGUUAUUCAGCAGAAGAAUGCUAGCAUAAUUGAAAUUGAUGAGGAAGUGAAGCGGUUAUGCGAACAACAACUAAAAAUUCCGUUUUAACAGUAAUUAAGCAUUUUGUGAUAUUUAAAAAUUACUCAUUAUUCUAUCAAAAUUAUUUAUCCUCGCAGAAGAAACUCAGCCAAAAGUGUAUUUAAAAUUAAUUUCAUUUUGAAAAUUAUGAAUGAAGUGUGUCACAAAAAACGACGAUUGCCUGCCAUUUUAAGAAUAAGUAACAAGUGGAAACUAUUGCUAUAUUUUUUAUUGAUUUUGAGAGAGCCAGGUUUUGAAAUUUAAGAAUUACUUCUAAAAUAUUUUAGAGCCAGGUUUUGAAAUUUAAGAAUUACUUUUAAAAUAUUACAAAACGUAUAGAUUACAAAUAAUAUUCCUGUCGUAAGACGAAACCAUGUAUUCUGAACUCUCGAUUAUAAGCUCUCUAUUAAUCAAAUACUAAUGCAAAAUCCGAUGAGAAAACAAUAAAAAUUUAUUGAAUAUUGACGAUCAUUCCAUAAUGUAUUGAUGAGAUUGACGCGGAUGUACUACAAAAGAAUAUAUUAACAUCAGUGGAUGAGAAAAAAAGUUCAGCUGUGAAUAAGUAAUUGUUUGUAAAAAGUUUUAUGGAUUUAUUUUUAGCCACUAGCUAUAAUAAUUGUAUAAAUUAUCUGUAGAAUGUAACAUAUAAUAUGAAAUUGUACAUAUUUAUAUCGCUGUAAAGAAGAAUGCUAGAACGUUAUUUUAUAAAUACAUUUCCAUUUAUACACAAUUU